Messenger RNA from Toxotes jaculatrix (banded archerfish), 3377 nucleotides. Its product is annotated as protein kinase C and casein kinase substrate in neurons protein 1-like. Gene Ontology annotation, molecular function: protein binding; phospholipid binding. The coding region runs from base 150 to 1469 and encodes 439 amino acids. Lineage: Eukaryota; Metazoa; Chordata; Actinopteri; Toxotidae. The record is from RefSeq and is a predicted model, not a curated record. Gene Ontology annotation, biological process: regulation of endocytosis; positive regulation of dendrite development; plasma membrane tubulation. The transcript has 10 exons. Gene Ontology annotation, cellular component: endosome; cytoplasm; plasma membrane.
CUCUACAGGUGAUCUCCUGCAGGGGACCAACAGCUGUCUCUAAGGUUUAUGGAAACCUGACCUCCCAUUGGUGGAGAAAUGCAUGAGGAACCCCGCUCUGCUGCAGAGGACAGGUUUAGUCAUUAGAGUGCUUUGCCACAACCAGGAAAAUGUCUGGCUCCUACGAUGAAAGUGCAGGUGUUGACGACACCAUGGACAGCUUCUGGGAGGUGGGGAACUACAAACGUGCUGUCAAGAGAUUUGAUGACGGCCAUCGGCUCUGCAAUGACCUUAUGAGCUGUCUGCAGGAACGUGCCAAGAUAGAAAAAGCCUACGGUGAUCAGUUAACUGCCUGGUCCAAGAGAUGGAGACAGCUAAUUGAGAAGGGACCACAGUAUGGCUCCGUGGAGAGAGCCUGGUUGGCUGUGAUGACCGAGGCAGAGAAGGUGAGUGAGCUGCACCAAGACGUGAAGAACAACCUGCUGAACGACGACGUAGAGAAAGUGAAGAACUGGCAGAAGGAAGCGUAUCAUAAGCAAAUGAUUGGAGGCUUCAAAGAGGCCAAGGAGGCGGAGGAAGGCUUCAAAAAGGCUCAGAAACCGUGGGCCAAAAAGCUCAAGGAGAUGGAGACAGCUAAGAAAGGAUACCACAUGGCCUGCAAGGAGGAGAAGCUGGCUGCGACCCGAGAGGCCAAUGGCAAGACCGAGGCUUCUGUCACACCAGACCAGCAGAAGAAACUCCACGAGAAAGUGGACAAAUGUAAACAAGAUGUGCAGAAGGCUAAAGAAAAGUAUGAGAAGUCUCUGGAGGAGCUGAACAAGUGCACCCCGCAGUACAUGGAGAGCAUGGAGCAGGUGUUUGACCAGUGCCAGCAGCAUGAAGUCAAGAGGCUGACCUUCCUCAAGGAGGCCCUGCUGGACAUCAAACGCCACCUUAACCUCACCGAGAACCAAAGCUAUGCCACAAUAUACAGAGAACUGGAGCGCACGAUCCUGGCUGCAAACACACAAGAGGACCUGAAGUGGUUCAGCAACAACCACGGCCCUGGGAUGCAUAUGAGCUGGCCUGCAUUUGAGGAAUACAACCCAGACCAGGCCAGUGCUCCUCCAAAGAAGAAGAAACCAGAUGGAGCCCCACCCACUCCGAGCACUGACCAUGUGGCUCCACCUGGUGAUCGUAGCAGUGUGAGCAGCUAUGACAAGAAUCAAGCUUAUUCGACUGAAUGGUCUGACGACGAGCAGCCCGCUGCGUACUCCGGCAACGAAAAUGGUGGGAACGGGAAUUCAUUCGAAGAUGAUUCCAGCACUGGGAAAGGGGUCCGUGUACGUGCUCUCUAUGACUAUGAAGGCCAGGAACAGGAUGAACUGUCCUUCAAAGCAGGUGAUGAACUGACCAAGACUGAGGAUGAAGACGAGCAAGGCUGGUGUAGAGGUCGUUUGGACAACGGCCGAGAGGGACUGUACCCGGCCAAUUACGUCGAGCCAAUCUAGUCACGUUACUGGACAAGGACAAGCCAUUGGAGGCAGCUUGAACUGUCCCGUCCAAUUGCACCGCACAUAGCCAGAGACUUAAGAGCAACACAUCCCCUGCCCAACAGAUGCGCCAAGCAGUCUUGCCUAAAUAAAAACUUAGUAACAUAAAAGACAGUAUAUCAGUAUAAUAUAUUUUAUCCAGCAUUUGGGGUGGGUGGACUUACACAUUUAAAAACAGGAGGAGCAGUUAUUCCAGUAUAUACACACUCAGCUAUAACAUCAAGACAGUGCAGGAACACAUUGCUUCUCUGUGUAGCUGUAUUUAACAUAUAAUGCAGCUUAUUUAAACUUGCAGUAUACUGCAGUCUGUUCUCUUGUGAAAAUGGGAAGAUAAUAUAAUCAGUUAUACCCAUUCAACAAAGACAAGCUUCUCUAACCUGCAUUGUGUAUAUACAGUGUGAUGCCAUUUUUGUGUAGCAUUUUUAAUGCUGUGUGUGGUCAGUCGUCAUUCUUACAUCAGGAAUGCUGUGUAGUGUUAAAAGUACCACAAACAGUAUCCUCUUUUUUUGUUUUUGUUUUUGUUUUUUUUUUCUUUGUGAUUUGGUCCAACCUCUUUUCCCGGUGUGUGCAGUGCUACGUGUUUUUAACUGUUUCUAAGCUUGCAUAGCAGCAUGUGCUAUGCAACAACUUGCAUUCCCUGAAUCCUGCAGCCUUGUGUAGGCUACAACCUGAUGCAACACUUCAACUACAAAUGCAGAGUUCACUUUUUAGCAUCACAUGCUUCUGGGCAUGCACAUGCUUCUGUUUUCAUGAGAGGAAGCCUGUCGAUGAACUGAUUUUAUGUCGGUUUUAUUUUUAACAUUUCUUUUUUUUAACAUCACAGAUCAUUUGGCAACAUCAUCUUCAUGCAAUCCAUGGAAAGGAUACACAGUUUCUGCAAAAGCUUUCAUUCUUGGUUCAGUAAUUCAGGUGUCUUUUUAGUCCGCUACUGCUAACAAGAAACACAAGUGAUACAUUCCCUCUGAGCAAAGCCGGAUCAAGUCAUCUUUUUGAGGGUGCCACUGCAGUAUGAGAGGAGGGUUUUGAACAAUGCCUGUGUUGGGCACUUUUCUUCCAGAGCGAGGGGCCAAUGGAGGCAUGUUAAUGCGUUACUGUGCUACAGGCUGUUGUCUGAAGAUUGAAGCCUCUCCAACAGGACAUGAAUGUACUAGUGUUUGGGCUUGAAAGAGGGCAUGUUGUCUGAACAUGGUUCUCCACUGUCAGUUAAAGCCCUUCCUAGCAAAAAGCACUAGUUAUGCGGCCCGUUUCCCUCCUGAGCCAAAGAAUGACCCAGUACCAUCAACUAUCUGUUUUCUCUCCAUGCAAUAACUUCACAUAUCACACAGCUUCAGUGAAGAUCAACUUGUAGCUGCCUCCCAGUCCACCCAAACUUAAUUUGUCUGCAAACCACUGCGCAAUGACACAGGGAAAACAAUUGUCACCAGUACUGCACUGCAUGUAAGACUACGCUUACACGGUGCAUUACAUGGUUAUUUUUAAAUCUUUAACUUCUCCAUAGAAAUUAAAUUUAUAGCAGGAACUGGCAUUCAUCAGAUGUUGAUUAGUGAGUUGUCUUGCUACGAGUUGCACCUAAAUCUCUGAUUAGACGAGAGAGAUGCUUUUUAUAAGUAAGUUGUCAUGAAGUUUUUAAACUUCACUGGACCAACAGCAAUCAGAUGUGUUUAGCUCUGUGUCUGGAACAGGAUUUGACAGGUUUGGGUCUCACACAUGAGGAGAAACACAUCACCAGCUCACAAGUUGUGUCUUAGAGUAAAGCUGUCCAGCAUAGCAAAAAGGACUCCUAUCAUCAGACUGUCCCACAUCCUUGAUGCGCAUAUGCACACACACACACACACACACACACACACACACACACACACACACAAA